This is a messenger RNA of Lutra lutra (Eurasian river otter), 3872 nucleotides long. RefSeq names its product ALG9 alpha-1,2-mannosyltransferase (gene ALG9). Gene Ontology annotation, biological process: protein N-linked glycosylation. NCBI's taxonomy places the organism in Eukaryota, Metazoa, Chordata, Mammalia, Carnivora, Mustelidae. The record is from RefSeq and is a predicted model, not a curated record. Bases 231 to 2108 code for a protein of 625 amino acids. The transcript has 16 exons. Gene Ontology annotation, molecular function: alpha-1,2-mannosyltransferase activity. Gene Ontology annotation, cellular component: endoplasmic reticulum membrane.
GAAUGCCCAGAAUUACAAAUGUGUGGAAGGGAUAACUGGUGGUGAAGGUCAAAUCUCAGGUCUUAUUUCUUCUCUACUUCGGGAUUUGCCCCAAUUGGCCCAAUAACACUAUAAUUUAGUCUUUUCUGCGCAUGUCAAGGUCUUUUGUCCCUCGGCGGACACCGUUGCCAGCCAAAGCUAUGUCUCCGCGCUCACCGCUUUCGUAGUGUGCCGAGUUGUACCUCUUCUCCAUGCGUGCCAUGGCGAGCCGAGGGGCUCGUCAGCGCCUGAAGGGGAGCGGGAGCAGCGGCGGGGACACGGUCUCGGCCGCGGACAAGCUGCGGGAGCUGCUGUGCAGCCGUGAGGCGAGCGGCGCGGAGCCGCGGACAGAGUUAUCUGGGAACAAAGCAGGACAAGUUUGGGCACCUGAAGGAUCUACUGCUUUCAAGUGUCUGCUCUCAGCAAGGUUAUGUGCUGCUCUCCUGAGCAACAUCUCUGACUGUGAUGAAACCUUCAACUACUGGGAACCAACACACUACCUCAUCUAUGGGAAGGGGUUUCAGACUUGGGAAUAUUCCCCAGUUUAUGCGAUUCGCUCCUAUGCUUACCUAUUGCUUCAUGCCUGGCCAGCUGCGUUUCAUGCAAGAAUUCUUCAGACUAAUAAGAUUCUUGUCUUCUACUUCUUACGAUGUCUCCUGGCUUUUGUGAGCUGUAUCUGUGAACUUUACUUUUACAAGGCUGUGUGCAAGAAGUUUGGGCUGCAUGUAAGUCGAAUGAUGCUGGCCUUCUUGGUUCUUAGCACUGGCAUGUUUUGCUCCUCAUCAGCAUUCCUUCCUAGCAGCUUCUGUAUGUAUACCACGUUGGUAGCCGUGACUGGCUGGUAUAUGGACAAGACUUCAGUUGCUGUGCUUGGAGUAGCUGCUGGGGCUAUCUUGGGCUGGCCGUUCAGUGCUGCUCUUGGCUUACCCAUUGCCUUUGAUUUGCUGGUCAUGAAACACAGGUGGAAGAGUUUCUUUCAUUGGUCUCUGGUGGCCCUAAUACUCUUUCUGGUGCCUGUGGUGGUCAUUGAUAGCUACUACUAUGGGAAGCUGGUAGUUGCACCAGUGAACAUCGUCUUGUAUAAUGUCUUUACUCCUCAUGGACCUGAUCUUUAUGGUACGGAGCCCUGGUAUUUCUAUUUGAUUAAUGGAUUUCUUAAUUUUAACGUAGCCUUUGCUUUGGCUCUCCUGGUCUUACCACUGACUUCUCUCAUGGAAUACUUACUGCAGAGGUUUCAUGUUCAGAAUUUAGGCCACCCAUAUUGGCUUACCUUGGCUCCAAUGUAUAUUUGGUUUAUAAUUUUCUUCAUCCAGCCUCACAAAGAGGAGAGAUUUCUUUUCCCUGUAUAUCCACUUAUAUGUCUCUGUGGUGCUGUGGCCCUCUCUGCACUUCAGAAAUGCUACCACUUCGUGUUUCAGCGAUACCGCCUGGAGCAUUACACGGUGACGUCAAACUGGCUGGCCUCGGGAACACUCCUUCUGUUCGGGCUCUUGUCCUUCUCUCGCUCUGUGGCGCUGUUCAAAGGGUAUCAUGGACCCCUUGAUCUGUACCCAGAAUUUUACCGAAUUGCCACAGACCCAGCCAUCCACACUGUCCCAGAAGGCAGGACCGUGAAUGUCUGUGUAGGAAAGGAGUGGUAUCGCUUUCCCAGUAGCUUCCUUCUGCCUGAUAAUUGGCAGCUUCAGUUCAUUCCAUCGGAGUUCAGGGGUCAGUUACCAAAACCUUUUGCCGAGGGACCACUGGCCACCCGAAUUGUUCCUACUGACAUGAAUGACCAGAACCUGGAGGAGCCAUCCAGAUACAUUGACAUCAGUAAAUGCCAUUAUUUAGUGGAUUUGGACACCAUGAGAGAAACGCCCCGGGAGCCGAAAUACUCAUCAAAUAGAGAAGAAUGGAUCAGCUUGGCCUACAGACCAUUCCUUGAUGCUUCUAGAUCUUCGAGGUUGCUGCGGGCAUUCUAUGUCCCCUUCCUAUCAGAUCAGUAUACAGCGUAUGCAAACUAUACCAUCCUCAAACCCCGGAAAGCAAAGCAAAUCAGGAAGAAAAGUGGAGACCGGAGAAGAGCAGAACCACCUUACAGGAAGAAUUGAAAAUCCCAGAACUGGAUGGCCGUGUUAAGCUCUUCUCCAUACUCUGGCCUGGCAUCUGAGAAUUAGCAAGCCUCUUUGGGGCCAUAUGGGCUUUUGCCACCAAAGCUGUUUGGCAGCUCCUAGCAUUCCUUGUUCAAAUCCUAGUGCUGAAAAUGAGCACAGCCUAAUUGCCAACCUACAUGUCCUUCUCACCUCAUGCAAGACUAAGCUUCUCUUAAGCACUUCACAGGACUAGGACCCCGUCCUGGAGAUAUCUCAGGAAAAAAGGCAACCAUUUGAGGAACUGUAACCUAAUUUCGUUAUAUAGGAUGCCUCUUAUUUUCAUUUUAUUUCCUUUACAACAAACUGUAACUAUGUUUUCUUUAAGUUUUAGCAUGCCGUUUCUUGAAUUCAAGACUUCUCUGUAGAAAGGUAAUCACAGGCCAGGCCAUAAUUGUACAGGACUUUUUUGGAGAAAAUUAAUUCUAUCCCUUGGUAGGUUUGGAUGGCCUCACAUUUUUAAGUAAUGUAUUCUGAGGCCAUUUCUGAGGAAAUUAAGACUUUCCCUUUUUUUCACAACCCUAGUGGAAAAGGCCAGUGUGUAUUUGUAGCACUGAUUUUUGAGUCUGUCUAUUGCAAAGCACAUUCUGCAUGGGGCACUUUUAGUCAAAUAGGCAAUGAUAAAGACCUGAUUAAAAUGUAAUGAGUAUAUACUGUGACUAUACACACAGUACUCCACAGUUUACAAAGCACUUCCACAUUAUCUCAUUUGGUCCUCACAAUCAUGGCGUGACGCAGGCAAGGCAAGUGGUUUUAUCCCCAUUUUACAGAUAAUGACUUCGGGGGGCACGGGGAAGGUCAAGUGGCAUGGCCAAGAUCACAUGACCAGUCAGUAACAAAGCUAGGACUGGAACCUGGGUUCCCUAACUGCUCCCCUAGUGCUCUUCCUACUUCUUCUCUCAACUCUGAAGACCUCACUUGGAAGAAUGAUGGUGUUGGCCAGAGACCCGAUAGAUAAUGUAACUUUCUAUUUUAAGGAAGACGUUUACCUGUAUUUCUUUGAGUUCUUCAGAACCUCCACUGUGCCUGUCAGUCCGUCACAGCAGCACCCCACCAUGCAGCCCAGCCUGUGGCAGGAAAAUAGUGCUCAUGGUUGGAAGCCCUGUUCCUUGGCAGCCCCACAGGAUCUAUCAGUUGGAUUCCCACAUAGGCCAUCUGGGGUCCUAUUCUAGGUGCCUUAUUUCCUCAAGGUAAUUGUGUCUAGUAUCUGCAUAUAGGAUAAAGCUAUUUUCCAGAGGUUUCAUCUUUCAUUUUUCAGGGAGAAGGGCUUUCCAACAGGAAUUGAUCCCAAGAGAGGACAAGAGAAGUCUUAGGGGAGGAAGUGGCCAGUUCCCACACAACACGUCUCCUCCUUGGUAUCCCUCUAAUGGAAUUUCUGGGUUCGAAGCAUUGGAGAGGAACUCCGUGUAGACAGCUUAGAACAGUAACUGGAGAGUGAAGAUAAGCCAGGGUCCCACUUGCUGCUUAAAGUUUUCUGGCAUUUAACUAGUAUUUGGUCCCUGCUUUCUGAGCUGGAUACCGGCAUCUGUGGUCUGACUCCAGGGUAGAGAAUUUUUGGUGAAAGAUCUUGUCCUACCUGCAGAACAGCAUACUGUCAUUCACGAGGGCUAAAGCACUCUGCUUUUUGCGGAAGUAAAUGAGCCCUAUCAUGGAGGUCCAGGGCGAGUAGCUGUUUUCCUGAUCUGAGUGAUACAGUGCUGGUCUAUUUUUAUCAUCUUGCAUGUU